UUUUACCCUGCACCUGGGAGGUUGUGGGACCGGGGGGGCUUUACCUCCAAGACCAAGACCUACUUUCCACCUGUGUCUGGUCUUGUGUGUGUGAGUGUUUGUGUGCACCCAGGGGUGGUGGUCGUCUUCGCACGUACACGCACGACACAGGUUAAGACAAAAAGCAGGAGUAGAGGGAUGACAAGUGGGAUUUCGCUCUAAGAGGAUUAUCGCGGUCGUUAACAAGACCGGCGGGUGGUUGACGAUGCCCGGUUGGCCGGUUGGAAGGCAACGCCAUGCUGUUGCCUCCCACAAACCCCGUUUGCCAUCGGCGAAUGUAGAUACUUGGAGAAUUGUUCAAAAAAAAAAAAAAACUUAUUGUAAAAAUUCCAAGAUGCACUACGGUUGUUUUUACCUGUUGCGCACGGAAAACGCACCGGGAGCGCGUCCGCGCUGGAGAGCGGUUUCCUGAGAGGAGAGGAGUUUGUUGACGGGCCGAUUCUGACAUGAAGACGCGACCUGCGGGGAUCGGUGAUCUCAACGCUGACUGGAUGGGUUCGCUCCCCUCCCAGCUCAGUGCCAUGCCCCUGAAACACCUCGCCGUGCCAGGAUCCCAUGAUUCUUUCACCUUCUGGGUGGAUGUGCAUGCUCCCGUGGGCCCCGAUCAGAAGGCUUAUGUCAAAUACCUGGCCACCAUGUUCAGUGUCUUAGCCAAGAAAGUCAUGGUGAAGUGGUCCAUGACACAGAACCUGACUUUUAAGGAGCAGCUGGAUGCAGGAAUUCGCUACUUCGAUCUCAGGGUCUCCUCCAAACCAGGCGAGCCAGGGAACGAGAUUUACUUCAUCCACGGCCUCUUUGGACACAAGGUGAAGGAUGGACUAUUAGAAAUCAAUUCCUUCCUUUGCAGACACAGGAAAGAGGUGGUGUUUCUGGACUUCAACCAUUACUAUGCAAUGGACGCAGAGCACCAUGUGUACCUCAUCACCAUGCUCCAGGAAGUGUUUGGCAGCAAGCUUUGUAGCAACGGUGCGGUGGAGAGCAUCACUCUGGACUACCUGUGGGAGAGGAAACACCAGGUAAUAGUGUUCUACCAUCAUCCCUCAGCUCAGGACAUCCCUGUCAUGUGGCCGGGCAACAAGAUCCCUGCUCCGUGGGCAAACACCACGAAACCCAACAAGCUCAUACAGUUCCUGGAAACCACACUGAAGGAAAGAAACAGAAAGGGCUCCUUCCACGUGUCGCAGGCGAUCCUCACACCCAGGGUCAACACCGUGGCCAAGGGCCUGGUCUGGGGGCUACGUCACUACCUGGUGGAGAGAAACCUGCCUACCAUCAUGUCCUGGGUGGAGGCUCAGAGGCCGGGCGCGGAUGGGGUCAACAUCAUCACCUCGGACUUUGUGGAGCUCACUGACUUUGCCAACACUGUCAUCAAACUCAAUAACCUGCUGUUGUCGGAACGGGAGCGCAGAGGAAGAUGACACGCGUCGGCACAACUAACUGAUGUGUACUGACCCACGACGUGAGUUGGAUUGUCGGGAGUGCUGGGAAUUUGUUUCUGAGAACAUUCUGUGAAGUCAGUUCCAAUAAUGAUAACAUAUUAGUUUACAUCAGUGACUCUAAUGAUGAUUUUUACUUACUUACACAUUGAGAUACUGUACACAGCCCUCUAGACCGUCAGCUAACUCUUGGUUAUUAGAACGUCGACUCCCUCUGCCACAAUAUCAUGCAAAAAAGAGCAACAGCUGAGGUCAGAGAAGACCAUGUACGACCUGCUGCAUUUCUCACUACAUCUUCAUGAGGCCAACCAAAUCCAAAAACUUAGUCAUACCACAGCUCCGGCUUCAUUUGUGGAUUUUCCUUUCAUUUUGAGGAGGGGGUUGCCUGGAAACAUAUCGCCUUGCUUCUAUGAAAUGGAACCAGAUUGUCAGCCACCCGUGACAUGGACAAUGAUCGUCUGACUCAGGGAUUAAAUGUCUAAGGUUCAACAUCUCAGGUGUUUAAGGGGGGGGAGGGGGGAGUUGGACUUCACUGUCUCAACACUUAUGGUUUGUCUAUAUAGUUUAACUAGAGAUAUAAACGUUGUCACUUUUUUUUACAUUUGAUAGAAUUGCAUACAUUACAGAAUUAUAGUGGGAAAGCCAAAUAUGUGAAGAACUCGUGCCACAAUUCUCAUAAAACGUGUGCACCCAUUCAUAAAGUCUACACAGCUGUAAAUGUUAA
This is a messenger RNA of Scophthalmus maximus (turbot), 2199 nucleotides long. RefSeq names its product phosphatidylinositol-specific phospholipase C, X domain containing 2 (gene plcxd2). Gene Ontology annotation, molecular function: phosphoric diester hydrolase activity. The transcript has 8 exons. The record is from RefSeq and is a predicted model, not a curated record. The coding region runs from base 486 to 1457 and encodes 323 amino acids. Lineage: Eukaryota; Metazoa; Chordata; Actinopteri; Pleuronectiformes; Scophthalmidae. Gene Ontology annotation, biological process: lipid metabolic process.